This is a messenger RNA of Egretta garzetta (little egret), 1287 nucleotides long. RefSeq names its product tripeptidyl peptidase 1 (gene TPP1). The record is from RefSeq and is a predicted model, not a curated record. Gene Ontology annotation, biological process: proteolysis; central nervous system development. Bases 96 to 1133 code for a protein of 345 amino acids. Lineage: Eukaryota; Metazoa; Chordata; Aves; Pelecaniformes; Ardeidae. Gene Ontology annotation, molecular function: serine-type endopeptidase activity; tripeptidyl-peptidase activity. The transcript has 8 exons.
UCGAUGCCGUCUCAGACCCCCACUCGCCACGAUACGGCCAGUACCUGUCCCUGGAGCGGGUGCGGGACCUCGUCCAGCCAUCCCCAGCCACGCUCAUGCAAGUGCUGAAGUGGCUGCAAGGCCAUGGGGUUGAGAACUGCAGGAGCGUUAUCACCCUCGAUUUUCUGGAGUGCUGCAUGCCAGCGAGCAUUGCCGAGCGCCUCCUGCCAGGGACUGAGUUCCACCGGUAUGUGAAGGGCCAGCACAGCGUUGUGCGCUCCCCGCUCCCCUACACUGUCCCCGAGGAGCUGGCUGAGCACGUUGACUUUGUGGGUGGUCUGCACCGCUUUCCCGCGGAGAGAAAGGUGGUCAGCAGAGCCUGGGCCAAGAAGGAACCGGAGUCGAGGCAGCACUAUGGAGGGAGAGCGGCUUUCCACCUGGGUGUGACGCCCUCUGUCAUUCGUAAGAGAUACAACAUGACGGGAGGAGACAUCGGGCUGCUGCCGAACAACAGCCAGGCCUGCGCCCAGUUCUUGGAGCAGUAUUUCCACCAGGCUGACCUGGCUGAGUUCAUGCAGCUCUUUGGCAGCAGCUUUGCCCACCGCUCUCAGGUUGACCAAGUGGUUGGGCACCAGGGCAAGGGCAAGGCUGGGCUGGAGGCCAGUCUGGACGUGGAAUACAUCAUGAGCACAGGCGCCAACAUCUCCACGUGGGUCUUCAGCAAUGCAGGGAGGCAUGAGAGCCAGGAGCCCUUCCUGGCCUGGCUGCUGCUGCUCAGCAACAUGUCAUCGCUGCCUUGGGUGCACUCCGUCAGCUACGGGGAUGAUGAGGACAGCCUGUCGCUAGCCUACCUGGAGCGCGUGAACGUGGAGUUCAUGAAGGCAGCUGCCCGGGGCUUGACCAUCCUGUUUGCCUCAGGUGAUGAUGGCGCUGGGUGCAGAAGGGUGCCCGGGGGGAACCACACUUUCCGGCCCAGCUUUCCAGCCUCAAGUCCAUAUGUCACCACUGUGGGUGGAACGACCUUCAAGAACCCCUUCCUGGUGACGGCAGAGGUGACGGACUACAUUAGCGGGGGGGGCUUCAGCAAUGUCUUCCCCAUGCCUGAUUACCAGGUGAGGAGGCGCCUGCUCUGCCCGCCCCGGGGGCUGGGGUGAGGGGGCUGCGUGGCACGUGGUGGGGGUGGUGAUGGACGGUGGUCGGCAGGAGCGGCUGCGGGGCUGCGGGCCGGGGGAGGAAGGGCAGGGGUGAGUGCGGGCAGGGUCCCGCUGCCAGGCACCCCGCUCCUUCUGCCCCCCCGCAGGCUGGUGC